Messenger RNA from Salvia miltiorrhiza (redroot sage), 663 nucleotides. RefSeq lists its product as uncharacterized. Gene Ontology annotation, biological process: proteolysis. The transcript has 2 exons. Bases 97 to 663 code for a protein of 188 amino acids. The record is from RefSeq and is a predicted model, not a curated record. Gene Ontology annotation, molecular function: cysteine-type peptidase activity. Lineage: Eukaryota; Viridiplantae; Streptophyta; Magnoliopsida; Lamiales; Lamiaceae.
UAGAUAUACCUCCAGAAAGAGUGGGCCGCUCUAUUGGAGAAGUGGGCAGGAACUGAGUUCGGCCCUAAGGAGUUUCAUGUAUUGACUAGUACAGCAAUGGCUGAUGGUUGGGAGCCUGAGAUAGACUGGCUCUGCCAAGUACGUGGAAAAGCCGUUAAAGGCCAUGAACUUCCUCCUGGUCAUAUAGGAUGGAUGGAUGCCACACAGGUUCUCAUGCCAGUCAUAAUUGGCCACCAUUUUAUCCUAUGUCGGAUUCGGUUAGGAGAAGCCGUUUGCGAGGUCUAUGACCCAGUAUUCCACAAGCUAACACCUCGACAACAGGAUACUCGAGUUGGUGAUUUACUACCUUUACUGAGAUUGUUGCCAGUUGUCCUUCAGGUGUCGAGGUGGCUAGAUGACACAUCCAUUGAUGCGACAGUGGCAAAGAACAAGUGGCCACUUAUGACGGUAGUGUUUGCUCCAGCGGAGGUUCAGUUUCACCAGCAGGACUCUGUCAGCUGCGGGCCUUUCGUCUGCAUGUAUGCUGAACGACUGAUAUCUGGCUCUCCAUCCAUUGAGUGGGGUAAUAGCAACGUGGCGGCAUACAGGGCCAAGAUUGCUAGAUCUAUAUUUUCGUUGUGUGAAACUAGGAAAGCCCGUAUCACUAGACUUGGUCUUGCAUAG